GCAGUAAUACCCGGAGAUGUAUUGGAUGGAAGGAUCGAACUCAAACAUACCCGGACAUAUUCGUAGGAAUAUUUCUUAGGGCGUCAAUACCAAUCACGCUUUUCCUCCAGGGAAACUAUGAUCUCAGGGAUUGCUGGGCUUCUUCAGGCGCUGUGGGUGAUAGGUGUCGUGCACUCUCGAUUGCAGGGUGCAUUGGACCUUUGGCGACGUUGGGGUGACUCUCCCUUAAUUCCCCUUCCAAGGAUGCGCUUGGGUGGUUGCACGGCGCCCACGGUUUCGUGGAAGUGGGACGCGUCAGAUCGUGACAGAGGCUUUGGAGUUUAGCGUCCGAAAGUGGCAUGGGACAAUGGAUUGACUUAGGUUUCCAUCACGUUUGAGGAUUUGUGACUUGCCCAGUGAUUGACUGAUGUGGAGGGAAACUGGAGUGAGGGUGUUUAUAUGUUGUAAAGUUCAGAGGAUGCAUUCAAGUUGGACAAUCGUAUUGGAUUAGUAGCAUUCUUGGGUGUAAUCAAGGCGAGCAUCACGAGGGUAGUGGGGAACAAGAGCGGAGCAGAGUCGAGGGCAAUCGUGAGGCAGGAGCCAAGGAUGGGAAGAAGUCGAAGGGGAGUAUUGUGGUGGAAUGUUUAGGUUAGCCUUGGCGAGGAGGUCCAACAUGUAUGCAGUGGGCAGAUUCCUCUCGCAAGGAGUGUACACCGUUGCGGGGCCAUUUCACCCCUUUGGAGGCGCUGUUGAUAUUGUAGUUGUACAGCAGCAGGAUGGAUCGUAUAAGAGUUCUCCCUGGUAUGUCAAGUUUGGGAAAUUUCAGGGCGUUCUGAAGCGGAGCGAAAAAGUUGUAGGUAUUGCCGUCAAUGAUAAGGCCGUCAAGUUCCACAUGUAUUUGGACUCCACAGGAGAAGCUUAUUUUCUGAAAGACUCAGAGCCUGACAAGGAUUCGUCAUCGUCACAACUGGCAAUUACAGCCGGUGAUGAAGUUUUAACUAUCGAGGCUGGCCCUAGCAAGUUGGAUGUUGGAUUUGAAAACAAGGAAGAAUUCGCGGACGCGAAAGAAGAUGUGGAGGAAGCGGAGAGCAGCGACGAGAAGGAUAGCAAUUUGGAACUGAGGUUUGAAGGGAGGAAAGCAUCCUAUCUACUUGUGCAGCAGGCUCGAGCUGCUGAAGAAGCUAAAAACAAAGAAGCCAACUACCCUGUUAUACCAUUGGAGAGCAGCUCACUCGGGGAGGACACCGAUCUUUUCAAGAAUGAUAACCUUUUGGAGGAUUGUAAACUUAAGGGCACAGAUACGACAGGGAAAGAUGAGAUUUCGGAGGGUCGUAGACUUGACGCCGCAGGCAUAGUAGGGGAAAUUCAACAUCUGGAGAUCAGUACACUUAAGAACACAGAAGUUGUGGAGGAUUCUGAGCUUUCAGACAAUAUAAUUCUGAAAGAUAGUUUUGACGUUCUAGUUGAGACUGAAGUGCCGGAGAGUACUGCACUCAAGGAGUUAGGAGCUACGGGAGAAACCUCAGAUGAUCUACUUUCUUCAUUAGCAGCCUUGAAGUUGAGAAAUAAGGUCAAUACUUCUGUUGAAGAGUUGGGAAAUGAACCUGUUGGAUCUGCUAUUCAUGCACUUCUUAAUCAGGCCGUGAGGAUUGAAGAAGCGCAGAAACCAGGGCGUCCUUCUAGUACACUUAUUGCUCAGGCUGCUUUUACUGCAGUUGCUAAGGCUGCCUUGGAAUCAGGUGGUGAGGAUUCAUCCGAAGGCCUUGGAAACGGAACAGGGAAUUCAUUUGAAAUGUUAGAUAUUAGAGGAGACGCUACUGAAGGCUUUCGGCGUAGAAAAUCAAAGUCUUUAAAUAUGGGUUUCGAGUUCACCGCAGAUGAACCGGUGCGUGUAAGAAGAAUAAAAAGCGAAUCAGAAUUGAGACUACUAGAAACUAGCGAGAAAGGAAGAACAGGUGAAUCAGAUUUGAGGACAAGUGGCAUUGGGGACAAUUCGCCUGAACUUUCAACUCUUAUGAUCGCUAGUGCAGAUGGAGUUGUUGUUCUUCACACACCUAGAUGUGGCAGUCCACCUCCAUUGACAUCACUGGACGAUCAAACUCAAGAACGGCCUAUUAUACUUGAAGACGAUGGUGUCGAGAAGCCUUUAGUCCCGAGUAUGCUGGCCUCUGAUGAAAUUGUUCCAGCUGAGGCACAGGGUAAUACUCAAGUGGAAAAAGCUGAUCCUUCUUCCAAAAAAAAAGAGGCAGGUGCAUUGCUAACUGCAGAAAAUGGUGGAUGGAAACUCUGGCCAUUUCCCUUGCGACGCUCUAAAAUACCUGUGUCCAACGUAUCCACGCCUGUAAUGUCUCAGAAAGCGUUGCUGGUAGCUGCAAAAGUAGGAGUUGACACUGCAAUCGUGAAUAACCUGGUUUCACAGAACGACUUCUAUCUUCGCUCGAGGAAGAAUAAAAUUCGGUCUUUUUUGCCCACUUCACAAAUGCUUGCGGAAAUGAACCUUAAGGAAGGGAGUAACCUCAUCACGUUCACAUUCCAAACACGAGUGCUUGGUAAACAACAGGUGGAUGCCCGUAUCUACUUGUGGAAGUGGAACACACGUGUUGUUAUUUCAGACGUGGAUGGCACAAUCACAAAGUCAGACGUUCUGGGACAGGUGAUGCCCUUAGUGGGGAGGGAUUGGACGCAAUCAGGAGUUACCCGCCUUUUUUCUGCUAUUAAGGAAAAUGGCUACGAAGUGAUGUUUUUGAGCGCACGGGCAAUCUCUCAGGCAUAUUUGACGCGCCAGUUUCUAGUUAACUUAAAGCAGGAUGGUGAAGCACUUCCAGAUGGACCAGUUGUUAUUUCUCCUGAUGGACUCUUUCCCUCUCUUUAUCGCGAAGUUAUUCGAAGGGCCCCUCACGAAUUUAAGAUUGCCUGUCUCCAGGAUAUCCGAGAUCUCUUCCCUAAAGAUUGUAACCCCUUCUACGCUGGAUUUGGGAAUCGUGAUACUGAUGAAAUUAGUUAUCUCAAAGUUGGUAUCCCUAAAGGCAAAAUAUUCAUUAUUAAUCCCAAGGGAGAAGUUGCUGUAAACAAUAGAGUGGACGUCAAGUCAUAUACUUCUUUGCACAAACUUGUUGAUGAUAUGUUUCCUCCUCAGAGUUGCACAGAACAGGAGGAUUUCAAUUCUUGGAAUUACUGGAAGAUGCCACUUCCAGAUAUUGAAGAUGAAAUAAGUGUCAAGAGUACUUCGAAGCCGAAAAAGACCAAGUGAUGAGAGAAGCUGAUCAUGAGAGCGGAAGCGCUCAAGUGGUCUGAAUCAACCUUAGAGACACUGUUAUGCAGUUAUUCAUCUUGCAGAUUAUAUCAAGAGCUCUGAAAGAUGUUGUACAGCAGGUACGGCCAAUCUCUGUAAAGCUGUGUCUUAAAUCUUGUUAAGAUUCGUGGAUUAACUUUCAAUGUCAUUACGAAAUUGACUGGUAGUCGGGUGAAAUGAGGCUAAUGGGCACUGAGCAUGAGAAUAGGGUAUCAAAUUUCCUUUCCCAUAAAUAGGAGCAUUCAUCAAACAAUUAAUUCACUUGUCCCAUACUUCUCAAAAUGAUAUUGUUUCAUUUAGACUCUUCAAUAUCACAAUGAUCAUUGUCUGA
Molecule: messenger RNA, 3602 nt
Organism: Physcomitrium patens
Lineage: Eukaryota; Viridiplantae; Streptophyta; Bryopsida; Funariales; Funariaceae
Product: phosphatidate phosphatase PAH1
Biological process (GO): lipid metabolic process
Molecular function (GO): phosphatidate phosphatase activity
Source: RefSeq, a predicted model, not a curated record